AAUUAAAGUCUCCUUAAUCCUCUGAAUAUACUCGGGAGUCGGCUCGCUCUUGCUCCAUGAGAAGAAAGGCCAGGCCUACACCAAAAUAACCACCGUUACCUUCAAAUUCCCAUAGAACGGUAUCGUUCGCUGCUCCGGUGAGGUAUCUACGUCGGGCAUCUCAGCUUGUUAGUCUCCGCAGUGCGCUCUUAGUUGUUUGCAGGUCCUUUUCCUGCUGCACCUAACGCGGGAAGCUUAAACUGGAAGAACUACACGGAGAGAGUAUAUUGACUCUUUGACAGCAGGCUCCUCUCCAACUGUGAAUUCUGUUGCCCAGCUUCAUCAGGCCGACGGUGGGCUCGAGAAGUCUAAAGAAAUUGGCAGCAUGGAGGCACAAAAUUAUUCUGACCAUCCACAAUUGAAGCCAAUUCAAAUCUUAUCUGGAACUGCAAAGGAAGGUAGCAUUGGACCACAGAUUGGUCUUACGGACAUUGGCGAGAGUGAAGAUGCCUACCUUUUUCGGGUUGCAUUGCCGGGUCUCAAAAAGAAUGAAUGUCAGGUGAAAUGUAACAUCCAACGUGAUGGAAAGGUUCAGAUAAAGGGAUUGAUAACAACAACUGGAGGUGUUUUGGAAAACUCAUCAAGUAUAUUCCAGAUGAGACUCAAUCAACUAUGUCCUCCUGGUCCAUUUACAAUCACAUUCUAUCUGCCUGGACCUGUCGAUCCCCGCCUAUGUUCUCCCAAGUUCCGUGGCGAUGGCAUCCUGGAAGUGGUGGUUUUCAAACCCAGAACACCAAACAUUUCCCAACAAGUUUGAGUACUUUUUCUGGAGCAUUUUGAACAUCAUCAACAUUUACAAUAUUAGUUGUUGAAACAUGAGAAACUAAUGUACUGCUACAAGGACAGUAGAAAUCGUGUCGUAAACUGUAUGUUGGAUUUCCAAUUAGUUGUUGAUUUGAAGAAAUUUAUGUUAUGGAUUCAUUUAGCCGAACUGAAAGUCAUUUGAAGAAUGCAGAUUGCUGCACAUAGCCAAA
This is a messenger RNA of Tripterygium wilfordii, 1013 nucleotides long. Its product is annotated as alpha-crystallin domain-containing protein 22.3. The coding region runs from base 365 to 796 and encodes 143 amino acids. The record is from RefSeq and is a predicted model, not a curated record. Gene Ontology annotation, cellular component: nucleus. NCBI's taxonomy places the organism in Eukaryota, Viridiplantae, Streptophyta, Magnoliopsida, Celastrales, Celastraceae. The transcript is spliced from 4 exons.